This is a messenger RNA of Camelina sativa (false flax), 781 nucleotides long. NCBI's taxonomy places the organism in Eukaryota, Viridiplantae, Streptophyta, Magnoliopsida, Brassicales, Brassicaceae. The record is from RefSeq and is a predicted model, not a curated record.
UAUGCAGACUGUGGAUACGUAUUACCGAAAAUCGAGCAGCACCCAAUACAUAGGAAAUGUGGCGGUGCCACUACUCUGUAUAAGUGCUCUAGAUGAUCCAUUAUGCACAAAGGAAGCUAUUCCCUGGGACGAAUGCAGGGCAAACAAAAACAUUGUCUUGGCUACAACAAAUCACGGGGGACAUCUAGCGUUCUUCGAAGGAUUAACUGGAUCUAGCUUAUGGUGGGUUCGAGCCACCAAUGAGUUUCUUGGCGCCCUUAGCUGCAGUCGUUAUAUGCAUAUACAGAAAGUAAAUAUUGAAGAGAAAAGAAGCUCAGGGAAACAAGAGCCUUUGAUAAACCAAGGCCCGUACCUAAACAUUGCAGAAGACGGGUUGGUGGCAGCAGUCAAGUACGAGAAAGACACCAAUACCACCACGGCAUCAUCGAAGCAGAGAGGACGAAAGCCUGAGGACGAUGUAACAAAGAGAAGCUUUAAGGAGCUGUGUCGGCUGACAAAACGGCCCGUAUGGUUGCUUGGUUACAUAGGCAUGGUUACAGGUUUGCCUUUACUUGGACUGCUCCUAAACUACCUCUUCCGUAAGAAGCAACGACCUACAACAACAUCCAAAUCCUGAAAGUUGCUUCCUUUCUCGACAACUCCACUCACCCGUUCUUAUAUGAUCUGUCCUAAAGGUUUUCUUAUUAUUAUUAUAUUAUUAUUGAUUUUUUAUAUGUUAAUAAUCCUCUUCAAUAAAAAUAUUGUAAUCGUUAGUGGGAUUAUCAAGUGAUUUGUUAACUCA